Messenger RNA from Lytechinus pictus (painted urchin), 1999 nucleotides. RefSeq lists its product as uncharacterized. Bases 1 to 600 code for a protein of 199 amino acids. The record is from RefSeq and is a predicted model, not a curated record. The transcript has a single exon. NCBI's taxonomy places the organism in Eukaryota, Metazoa, Echinodermata, Echinoidea, Temnopleuroida, Toxopneustidae.
AUGGCUAAACGAAAGAUCAAUAUGGACCUGCCAGUUCAGAUUAGUCAUGCUGUAUACCAGUUGGCCAAACUGCGCAUGCUACAGUUCUAUUAUGACUUUCUGCUAAAAUAUGUUGAGCCAUCCGAUUUUCAAAUGUGUGAAAUGGACACAGAUUCCGCUUACAUCGCCAUUUCAUCCGAUUCUUUCGAUGACAUAAUCAAACCAUGUAUGAGGGAAAGAUACGAAAAAGACAAAGCCAACUGGUUCCCUCGAAAUGAUACCCUGGAGAAUGCUCGAUAUGAUAAGAGAACUCAUGGGUUGUUCAAAGUAGAGUGGGAAGGCGAUGGAAUCAUAGCCCUCUGCAGUAAAACUUAUUACUGCUUUGGUGCUACUGACAAAUUCAGCUGCAAGGGUGUUAAUAACAAGCAAAAUAACAUAACAAAAGAUGUGUACUUGAACGUUCUUCGUUCACUAGUUGCUGGGAGUGGUGUAAACAAAGGUUUUCGCGUUGUCCAAAAUGGAAUCUCCACCUACUCUCAAAUAAAGAAUGCAUUCACCUAUUUCUAUCCAAAAAGAAAAGUAUUGGAUGAUAAUGUAUCCACUACCUACUUAGAUAUCUGACAUUUGCAACUUUUAUUCCAUCCAAACUUUCUAUCAGAACAUUCUCUCUUCAAUGCAUUGAAUUUAAAAGUUAGCUGUGAUAUAUCUGUGUCAAAUUCAUACAUUUUGGAAAAUAACCUGCAAAAAAUUUUUCCUUCGGUAAACUAUUUGUAUACCAUGUUAGUUGAGAGUAAUCCUGUGGAUUAGGAAUUAUGUAUAAAAGGUAAUGGUGUUCAAAUCAAAAUUUUAUUGAUUUUUGUGGUACAUUUACAUACUCUUUAAUUGGAGCAAUUGUUUUUUAACAAUUCUUUUCAACAAUAUGAAUUCACAAUUGCUGAAGUAAAAGUAACUUUUACGAAAUGUUGCACACUUUGCUUUCACAAUCUGUUUUCAAUAAUGUAUAUUGAGUUCACAAUUAUUAGAAUACAAUUUACUUUCACAAAAUAUAAUAAACCCCUUUGCAACAAUUUGCUUUCAUCCAUUUGAAAUAAGAGAAUGGUCUUAAGAAUAUUUCAUUAUUGUAUCAAACCUGACGAUGCACUUUGUUGUUGUUGAAUAUAGCAUAAUGUUAUAUUUUUGUAUUACAAUCCGAGUUGACUUGUAUUUUGAUUCAGAUAAUCAUAUGUACCUUAAAAUGUACAUGUACCAUGUAUACGUUGGUAUUUCACAGAUUUAUGGAUGUAAACGAAACAUCAUCUGAUAGUUAAUUGCAUUCAGUAAAGUUUGUUUAAAAGAUGUAUUGAAUAUUUGGGGAUGUUACCAAGAACAUGUUUAGUGAAAAAUCAUAACGGUGAAUUCAUCAUUGAUAUAGUUACAUGCUAUUCUUGUAUAUGCAACAUAAGAAACAACACAUAUUUAUUUUCACAGUAUGAAGUUUUGUAAAUAUUUACCUAUUAGUUUUACACUUUUAAAAUACUGUAUGAAAUGUAGUAGAGUGAUAGUCAUUAUACAAUCCUCUUUUAUAUGAUUCGAAUUGCGAUUGUUUUAAUUGAAAAUGUAUUAUCGUUUGUACUUCUCGUCUCUAAAGUAAAAAAAAAAAGAAGAAAUUAAGUUAGGCUUUGACUUUGUCCGUAAUAUUGUAAAAACAACCAACGUGUAAUUUGAUUUUGUUAUCCUGUUUGGUACUGUUUAAAAUUGCAAACAUGAUAAAGUCAUGAAAUAUACUUUAAGAAGGUAUGAAUGACAAUUUUUUAUUAUUUUUUUUUCAUUUCAGUGUACAUACAUUUAUUUUAAUCAUUAUGAUACAUUAUUUGUAUUAAAAAAAGAUACAGCAAAGUGUAAUUGUGCAAGAUCAUAACCUGCAGUUCAAUAUAACUAUAUCUAAAUUACAUAUUAUUUGUGUUCCAUCUAUCAAUAUGUAUAUAUUGUUUUGUUCAUGUAAUUAUGGUGUGAUAAAAAUAUAAUAAAUUUACAUACCCCA